AUCCGUGGCAAGAGGUACUAGCGCAAGCAGGCUUUCAAUUGAAAUCAGUUACACAGCGAUAAAAAGAAACAAAAAAUGGCAAGAAGCUGUUGUAUUAUUAACUGUACAAGCCGGGCGAGCGACAGCCGCGUGAAGGGUAAAGCGAAUGGUUUUUAUCGGAUUCCGGCGUGGAAGAGAAGUUGGCCAAGCCAUGUCUCCGAAGUCAAGAAGAGGCGACGGAUGGCCUGGAUUGCCGCUAUCCAAAGACCUAAUAUAACAUUCGAAAACACUCCACCUCACAUGUUAGUCUGCUCCAAGCAUUUCCACAAAGGCAAACCAGCCUACGAAAUGAUGGAAAGCGAUCCAGACUGGGCACCCUCUCUCAAUCUGGGUCAUACUGCUACGACAGCGAGAUUUGAUGGGAGAUUGAGAUCAAAACAGCCACGACAAGUCUCGCAUUCCUCUGGGCCAGAGACGGAUAAUCCAGGCGAAAUCCACGCAGGUAACCCAGCAUCAGGUGAGCAGCCUAUGGAGUAUAAUCCUGCCUUGGAUCAUGACUAUUACUGUGAUCCAGAACCUGCUUGCCUUGAUAUGACAGUAGACCAAAACAUGAAGUUAAAAGAAGAAAUGGGAACGUUAAGGAAAGAGAUCCAGGAGCUCAAAAUGCAGUCUGCUUUUGGAUUACAAAGAUUUGCCGGAUCUGAUGAUGACAUUCAGUUCUACACAGGGUUUGCAAGUUACCGUCACUUCAUGAUGUUUUGGGGGCUGAUUGAGCCCUCUGUCCACAAAGUGAUUCACAGGUCAAGGUCCGAAGCUGCUGAAAGAAGGAGUGAAGCCGUAAAUGCAUCACACAUGAGGCAGUCAUUGCAACCCAUUGAUGAGCUGUUCCUAUUCCAAAUGUACCUGGCUGCUGGUCUUGAGGAGAGAGACUUGGCAAACCGGUUUGGCAUUCGCCCCUUCACUGUAAGCUGCAUUAUCUCUUCAUGGACCAACUACUUGUACACUCUCUUGGGUUCUGUGUGUAUCUGGAUUGAUGCUGAGGACAUUAAAGCUCACCUCCCUGAUGACUUCAAAGACUUUCCCGAUACUCAGGUGAUAGUUACUUGCACUGAGCUAAAAUGCCAAACCGCAUCCUCCACUCUCCCCCAACGUGAGAUGUUCUCCACGUCUCACUGCACAAUGAAAGGUCUGAUUGGGAUGGCCCCCCAUGGCGCAGUGACCUUUGUUUCUUCACUCUAUCAGGGGUCAAUAAGUGACGAAGAACUCUUUAGGAGAUCAGGUAUGGCUGACCUUCUUACAGAAGACAUGGCCAUAGUGGUUGACGAAGGAUUCCUCAUGUCUGACUGUGUGGAUUGGAAGGUGUACUGUCCAGCUUUUCUUAGCCAAAAUAGCCAGAUGCUAGCACACAGCGGCUUCCAGAGACAGAAAAGUGCACGACUCAGCGCACAUGUGGAGAGUGUAAGCCGAAGGGUUAAGGAAAACAAACUGCUUGACUCGGUUAUACCGCUAUCGAUUGCUGGAAGCAUUAAGGAAAUUUUUACUGUGGCUUGCCUGCUAAUUAAUUACCAAAAUAAACCUCUCGUCAGGGCACGGGCUAAGAAACGCACAUGAAUAUAGACUUCACUUGACCCCGCAGACAGAAAGUAAACUGGGUAGGUAAAUUGUGAACAUAAGCAAGUUGUAUAUUUCUAUAAAUAAGGAAUUUUCAUUUCCUUGUUCUGAAUGUUUUCUGAAAUGUAGACGAUGUCAACAGAUGUAGAGUCACAGCAGCAUGUUA
Molecule: messenger RNA, 1756 nt
Organism: Pelmatolapia mariae (spotted tilapia)
Lineage: Eukaryota; Metazoa; Chordata; Actinopteri; Cichliformes; Cichlidae
Exons: 5
Coding region: 76-1590 (504 amino acids)
Source: RefSeq, a predicted model, not a curated record